AGUCCACACUCCAUAUAAAUUAGGAGUUGCGGCAAGCGGCAGCUGAGAAUAACGGAGCAACCGGUUCCACCGUCACGCCCCCAGUCUUAUUGGCGAGAUCACUCUCUAGCCUUAGACUUCCGGCCGAUCUCCGACCCCUCUUGUCUGCUCCCCUUCCUCUCUCCACUUCUUCUCUCCUCUCUUUCGUUCCAUCUUCCCCACCAAAACCCUAGCAUCCCCGUCGAUCGACUGAGAAACCCUAGCCCCGGCGGCCGCCAUCGAUGUCCGUGGAGAGAUCCCUGGAAGCGUGGGAGGAGGUCCAGCGCCAUGGCCAGGACCUCGCGGACCGCCUCGCCCAGGGCCUUACCGGCCUGAUCCAAUCCCACAUGAGCCCCCCCGGCUUCUCCUGGCCCUCCCCCCUGAAGAAGCCGUUCGACCUCGACCUCCCCGCGUUCCACGUCUCCGGCCAGCCCGAUCUCGCCGCCGGCGGCGUCUCCGCCUUCCUCGACAUCGGAAGUCGUCUCGGCCAGGCUGGGGCGGAGUUCGGCGCCUGCCUGAACGGUGUCGUGCAGCAGUUCUUCCGCCAGCUGCCGGUGCCAUUCCGUCAGGACGAGGGCGGGGCGGUUGCGGCCGUUCUGCCGGCAGCUGAGAGGCGCGCUGGUGGUGGGAACGUGCUGGGACUGGCGGUGGAGCAGUUUGGCGAUCGGGGUUUCUCAGAGGCGGCGGCCGCUGGUAGCUCGGAUGAAUGGGGUGAUGAAGAGGGGUUGGGAUUUGAUGUUAAAGCAUCGGGGCAUCUGAAAAGGCCGCGGGGGAUCAUUAAUAUCACAUCAACUUAUGACACUAGAACUCAUGACGUGGAAAGUUCCUUGGUUGCAAGGGGAGACCUGUGGAGAGUAGAGGCAUCGCAUGGUGGUUCAACCUCAGGAAAUGAGAGUUCACCUCUUUUCCUCAUUCAGCUGGGACCUGUACUGUUUGUUCGGGAUACAACACUUCUUUUACCAGUUCAUUUAUCAAAGCAACACUUGCUUUGGUAUGGUUAUGAUCGGAAGAAUGGAAUGCAUUCCCUCUGUCCAGCAUUAUGGUCAAAACAUAGAAGAUGGUUGCUGAUGUCAAUGAUCUGUCUCAACCCUCCUGCUUGCUCAUUCAUGGACUUGCAAUUCCCAAAUGGGCAGCUUACUUACGUGGCUGGUGAAGGGUUGACUUCUACUGCUUUCUUGCCUAUAUUUGGCGGCUUGCUUCAAGCUCAAGGUCGAUAUCCAGGAGAAACAAGAAUUAGCUUCUCUUUCAAGAAUAAAAAAGGAACACGGAUUACCCCAAUGGUGCAGUUGCCUGAUAAGUCUUUUUCAGUAGGGGUUGCACAAGCCAUUGCAUGGAAAAGAUCUGGUCUCAUGCUACGACCAAGCAUCCAAUUCAGCAUAUGCCCCACUUUUGGUGGAAGCAAUCCUGGGAUUCGUGCAGAGCUCAUCCAUUCAAUCAAGGAGGAACUCAAUCUGAUUUAUGGAUGUUCUUGCACAGAGCAUCCUUCUGCUUUUGCCUCCUUAUCUCUGGGGAGAUCCAAGUGGAAUGGGCAUGUCGGGAGCUCGGGAAUAGUUGUCAGAGUGGAGACUCCUCUCAGCAAUAUUGGCAGGCCAUCUUUGUUGGUUCAGUUAAACAGUGGAUUCGAGUUUUGAUUCUUCAGACAAAUGAAAUCAAAUACUUUUUUUCUUCUUGCCACAUAAUCACUUUGCUGCGAAAUUUACCUGUUGAAGAUUCCAAAGUGUUCAGACAUCUCUUCCAGGUCAUCUUGGUUGCUGAGGCAUCAUCCAGAUCUGAGAAGUCAUCCAGUUUAAAGGUCGAGAACACCCAAAUUAACCUCAGAAGAAAGUUUGAAUACAUAGUCGACAGGAAAAUCAUGAUGCAAUUGGAACUCUGAGAACUCAGAAUGUAACAGAACAUCUAUAUUUCCCAGUAUGGUUACUCGGUUUGGUCACAAUUGUUUUCUCCUUUCCAAUCCCUGUAUCAGUUGCCUCUGUCAGUCAGUUCUAUGAUGGAUUAUUCUUCCAAACAGAUCGUUUCUAGUAUAUAGCGCGCCAAAAGUGGGAAGGAUUGAUGCUUAGAUUAUUCGUAACUACAAUGCAACAGAUUCAAGCUCAAGCAAAUUUGUUUCCCUGGAAAGUUGUAAACACAACUCAGCUGAUGAUGUUUAGACUGGACUGAUUUAAUUCUUGUGUACUAAACUAUUUGUUAGUUUGUAUAAAGUAGCAAUCAGAGUUAAUUUACUGAAGAAAUCACUUAAGCAGGGAACCAUCUGCUCCUGAAUAUCUGUUUCCGGUUCUACUGAAUUGGCUAAAUUGUUUUUGAAGGAUUUGAAGAUGACCUGACCAGGCAUGUUUUCCAGA
Molecule: messenger RNA, 2357 nt
Organism: Phoenix dactylifera (date palm)
Lineage: Eukaryota; Viridiplantae; Streptophyta; Magnoliopsida; Arecales; Arecaceae
Source: RefSeq, a predicted model, not a curated record